Messenger RNA from Saccostrea cuccullata (small rock oyster), 475 nucleotides. RefSeq names its product stomatin-like. The coding region runs from base 1 to 450 and encodes 149 amino acids. Lineage: Eukaryota; Metazoa; Mollusca; Bivalvia; Ostreida; Ostreidae. Gene Ontology annotation, cellular component: plasma membrane. The record is from RefSeq and is a predicted model, not a curated record. The transcript has 5 exons.
AUGACCUAUGACCUGAGGAUGUGUCAGGAUGUUGUGCAGGAAUAUGAGAGAGCAGUCAUUUUCAGACUCGGUCGGUUGAUUGCAGGGGGUGCAAAAGGACCAGGUUUGUUUUUCAUCAUCCCCUGCAUCGACUCUUACACCAAAGUGGACAUCAGAACCGUGUCAUUCGAUGUUCCUCCUCAGGAGGUUCUGACGAAGGACUCUGUGACAGUAGCUGUUGAUGCUGUGGUGUACUACCGCGUCCAGAACGCCACCAUGUCAAUUACAAACGUGGAGGAUGCCAACCGAUCUACACGUCUGCUGGCUGCCACCACACUGAGAAACGUUCUGGGGACCAAGAAUCUCAGUGAAAUUCUGUCCGAAAGGGAGACAAUCAGUCACUAUAUGCAGGGUAAUUUAGAUGAGUGUACAGACCCCUGGGGUAUCCGGGUAGAGAGGGUGGAAAUGUAAGUAGGAUCUGAAGUCGUUUUUCUUC